AUGUCUGCGUACGUUACUGCACUAUUAUUGGUAUUGGUAUUGUUUUAUGAUGGCUAUUGCAGCCGUACUAGAUCCCAGGCUGCAAAGGCCACUAAGGCCACCAAGGCUUCUGGACCUGCGGUCAAGACAAAGUCUUCUGUAAUGGAGACUAAGAAGCAGCCUGUAGUUGCCAAGCGUUCUACUGCUAAGCAUGCUCUUCCCCCUGCGACUGCUACAUCAGAUGAUGAGCAGACGAGUGGUACAGAGUCUGAUCAGCCCAUACAAUCCAAGCUUGUGGGCUCUGGAAAGAAAGCUCAGGCUGCUAAGAAGGCUGUGUCUCUGAUUGAUGAUGAGGCUGCUGGUAGUGAUGAUCAGGAGAGUGAUGCUGAGGAGGGUGAUGUCACCAAUGAUAGUGAGGAGGAGAGUGUUGAGGCUGUUGAGGACAUAGAGCCUGAGGAGGAUACGGAUGAUGAGGUAGUGGUUGUUGAGGUUCCUAAAUCAGCUAAGAAGCCCCGUGGAAAGCUCACAAGGAAACCAUCUGUGUUGGAACUGUCUCAGUCCAGCCCUGACUGGGACAAUGACCUGAUUGGCUUAACUCCACAGAGCCCUGUCAAGCGACGCAACCCUUCUGGGCCACCAGAGACCCCAGCCACUCCAUCCCCUAACAAGGGCAGGUCUCACAAGAAGCGUGCCUCCCCUACGAAAAAGUCUCGAGGGACAGUUGCCAAGGGCAAGGGCAAGGCAAAGCAGGAUGCCAUCAUUUCUGAUGCUGAGGAGAAUGUGUUCCUUGACAGGAAAUCCAGCAGCAGUAGUGACGUGUACAUCGGGAAGCAGAGACUUGAACCAGUUGUAGAAGUACCUGAGGUGAAGAGCUCAUUGAAGAAGAAGAAGGGCAAGGAUGUUGUUUAUGCAAGUCCAGAGUACAAGCGUCAGCCACCCGAGGGCAACAAGCACUGUCUGCAACUGGACAGAAGCAAGAUCAACGGUUGGCUCAAGGACACAUACAAGAACAUGUGGCCCCUGAAGAAAUAUGAUGUUCCCAACCAUCCAAGCAUCAGGGCAGAUGAUCUUGUUGCAUCAUUUACGGAGCAGGGCAUUCAGUUCCAGACUGCUGCCCUCAAGAAGACCCUCACCUUCUCAUUCAGGAUGAUGUGGCUUGUGAACCCUGCCCGUGCAUGUCCAGACAACUUUGGAGCCAUGGGGACGGGGUACUACCGGCCAGUCGUCACCUUUGAAGAUCAUGCUGUCAUCAAUGUCACGUUUGGGGUGGUUGAGCACAGUCAUUUGAUCACUGCAGGUGAAUUCAAGACUGGUGUUGGCAUGCGGACUAGCAAGUCCAUUGCUAUCAUACCCCUUGAUGUGGAGUUUGACCUUGCUUGGGCAUUCUGGUGUGAGGUACUGGGACAGCCUGAGCUGUCCUCACCGGCUGUUAGCAACAACUACGUCAACUUUGGCACUACUCUGGAGCAGGUGGACAAACGUGAUGCAUUUACUUCCAGUCGUGGCAAGGUCAACCUCGACAAGUACAUCAACAGCCCUGCCAAGCAUACAGCCUCCACAUCAACAACCCCCUCACGCACUCCUCGUAAACCCCAGUCUGCACUCACCCGUAGCCGUCCCCAAAUAAUCAAUGAUACCCUGGGUGAGCGUGUAGCCCUGAGCCCCCGUCAAGAGAUACCUGUGUGGGAUGCACAGAGUUCUUUGAUGCAAAUGCUACUGCAGCAUUUGACAUUGAGGCUGUUGAACAGUUGUGCCCCGCACAUUCAACGAGCCUAG
This is a messenger RNA of Fomitopsis serialis, 1755 nucleotides long. RefSeq lists its product as uncharacterized. Bases 1 to 1755 code for a protein of 584 amino acids. The record is from RefSeq and is a predicted model, not a curated record. The transcript has 19 exons. NCBI's taxonomy places the organism in Eukaryota, Fungi, Basidiomycota, Agaricomycetes, Polyporales, Fomitopsidaceae.